AUGGAUGAAUACGACGAAGCGCAAUAUAUAGACAAUGGGAAUCUAACGCAGUAUGACGAAAAUUCAGAACAUCAAACAUUAGACCCAAAUAGUCAUGAACAAGAAGAAUUAGUAAAUGAAACUCUACUGCAGCAACAGCAUGAAGAAUAUGAUAAUAAUGACGCGCAACAACAAAUCCAACUACAGCAUCAUAAUCAAUCAACACAUCAUCCACAAGAACAAUCAGAAUUACAACAAUAUGAAGAUGAAGAACAAUUUAUACCGAAUCAUCAAAAUAUAGUAGAUGAAUCUGAAUUAUUAGCAGCACAAGCAGCAGCAGAAGCUGCUGCUGCUGCUCAACAACAACAACCUGGAGAUGUAUUUAAUAAUGUAGCACAAGGACUUGAAGGUAAACAUCGAGAUAUGAUGAUGCAAUAUUGGCAAGAAACUAUAAAUUCAAUAGAACAUGAUGAACAUGAUUUUAAAAAUCAUCAAUUACCAUUAGCUAGAAUUAAAAAAGUAAUGAAAACUGAUGAAGAUGUAAGAAUGAUUAGUGCUGAAGCUCCUAUUUUAUUUGCAAAAGGUUGUGAUAUUUUUAUAACUGAAUUAACUAUGAGAGCUUGGAUUCAUGCAGAAGAAAAUAAAAGAAGAACUUUACAAAAAUCAGAUAUUGCAGCUGCUUUAACCAAGAGUGAUAUGUUUGAUUUUUUGAUUGAUGUUGUACCUAGAGAAGAAGAAAAACCAAGUAAAAAGAAUAGUAAUGCAAAUAAUACUGCUACAAAUAAUAGUUAUGGUUGGCAACAACAACAACAACCUCAACAAUAA
This is a messenger RNA of Lodderomyces pseudojiufengensis, 804 nucleotides long. It is a transcript of the gene HAP5, whose product is annotated as Hap5p. The transcript has a single exon. Gene Ontology annotation, molecular function: DNA binding; protein heterodimerization activity; DNA-binding transcription activator activity, RNA polymerase II-specific. The record is from RefSeq and is a predicted model, not a curated record. The coding region runs from base 1 to 804 and encodes 267 amino acids. Gene Ontology annotation, cellular component: CCAAT-binding factor complex; nucleus. Lineage: Eukaryota; Fungi; Ascomycota; Pichiomycetes; Serinales; Debaryomycetaceae. Gene Ontology annotation, biological process: regulation of DNA-templated transcription.